Molecule: messenger RNA, 859 nt
Organism: Rotaria sp. Silwood1
Lineage: Eukaryota; Metazoa; Rotifera; Eurotatoria; Philodinida; Philodinidae
Source: the annotation of a GenBank genome assembly
AUGAAGGAUAAUACUCAUUGUAUGAAUGAAAAAUUAAAUCCUAUCAAUGACAAGAUUGAUCAAACAGCUCUCGAUACGGAACUACAUCAUGAAACGCUGAUAAAAUUAAUGCCUACACUCGUAUCGAUAGUUGGUGAUUUUAUUUGGCCGAUGAUGAAUCACAAUGUUGCCGGAUUAAGAGAAAAACAAUCGCAAUUACAAAAAAUCUUCAAUAAUUUGGAAGUACUACUAUCUCAUCUAAAAUCGGAUUAUACAACUCGACGAAAACGCAGUACAUCUCCACCACCACGACUCGCUCCAUCUGAACAAUCAUCAAAAGCGUCUAAUAAUACUCCGAACAAUGAAUCCGAUCAGUUUUUACCAAAGUUGGCGAGUUAUGGAAUACAUCUCGAAUACCUCAUUUCAAUAUUUUCCACCAACAUGGAACAAAUAAAAGUGGAGGUGUACGUGUAGCAAUAGGAAAACAUUUAAUAGGCUCAAGAAUAGAUUUUAAUGUUGAAAACACAGUUGUUGUUGAUGUUAACGAGUUUUCUGAGAAAAUUAGAAUAAUCGCUAUUUAUUGGCCGGUAGGUCAGACUAGGUUGUUAGAAGAGUUAGAGCCAUACAUCAUUGAAAAUACAAUAAUUACUGGUGGUUUUAACGCAUCCAUAAAAGAAUGGGCGGAGAAAAAUAAUCUUUGUUACAUUCCAUCGAUAUUGCACUUGUCAAAACGUUCGAACAGAAACAUUGAUUUAACGUUUACAAACAUAGGAGAAACAAGAGGAGAAACUUUAAAAAUGAGUAAUAGUGAUCACUGGCCUGUAAUGAUAAUGUGUGAGAAUGUGGGAUUUGAUAAAAAUAAAAUGUUUUCCCCAUGUGC